Drosophila serrata is the source of this 718-nucleotide messenger RNA. RefSeq names its product DNA-directed RNA polymerases I, II, and III subunit Rpb8 (gene Polr2H). NCBI's taxonomy places the organism in Eukaryota, Metazoa, Arthropoda, Insecta, Diptera, Drosophilidae. Gene Ontology annotation, biological process: DNA-templated transcription. The record is from RefSeq and is a predicted model, not a curated record. Gene Ontology annotation, cellular component: RNA polymerase II, core complex; RNA polymerase III complex; RNA polymerase I complex.
CCGCUGGCGAGAUACGGCAACACUGCAUUAAAAACACGCGCAAGUGAAAUUAAACAAAUGGAAAACACAAGUUAACGACGAAUUUGUCAAUAUUUUACGCUUUAAAACAACUUAUUAAUAAGUUUGGUGUUUCACGAAAAACCGCGCUACCUCAGCAUACACAAGACUUUGUACAUAUUAAGCCCAAACCCGACACAAGCUAACCAUGGCUGGCGUACUCUUCGAGGAUAUAUUCAAUGUAAAGGACAUGGAUCCGGAGGGCAAGAAGUUCGACCGAGUUUCCCGCCUCCACUGUGAAUCCGAGUCUUUCAAAAUGGACCUCAUCCUAGACAUCAACUCGUGGCUGUAUCCCAUGGAGCUCGGCGACAAGUUCCGCCUGGUGCUGGCCACGACGCUGCGUGAGGACGGCUGUCCAGACAGUGGCGAGUACAAUCCCAUGGAGCACGAAGGCACGCGGGCGGACAGCUUCGAGUAUGUAAUGUACGGCAAGAUCUACCGAAUCGAGGGCGACGAGGCGCACAACGAGGCAUCCCGGCUUUCUGCCUACGUCUCCUUCGGUGGCCUGCUGAUGCGACUCCAAGGAGAUGCCAAUAACCUGCACGGGUUCGAGGUCGAUCAGCACAUGUACCUGCUGAUGAAGCGGCUGGCUUUCUGAAUUUUCCCUAUCUACUUAUUUCUGUUCGCAAAUUAGACAUAAACAACAACUUUAUUUACAGUA